AUGCUGUGUUUCUCACUCCUGCUGGCGAGUCUCUUGACUCCCGCUGCACCAUCUGCCACCCUGGACAAGCGACAACUCCCUCUGUCGACAUUUGUUCCCCAGGAGCAAGCCAUCGCCAUCCAAGGUGUCCUAGCCAAUAUCGGUGGCCUCAACUCCAGUCUGGUCCCAGGUGCCAGCCCAGGUGUUGUCGUUGCGUCCCCCUCGACAGUCAAUCCAGAUUACUUCUACACCUGGACCCGUGACUCGGCUCUGACCUAUAGAAUGCUCAUUGAGGAACUGAUAUUCGGCAACUUGACCCUCAGAAAAACCAUCGAGGAUUAUACCACCGCCCAGGCCACUUUGCAGACAAUCACCAAUCCGUCAGGCUCGCUCUGGCCAGCAGGCGAUGGCCUCGGGGAGCCCAAGUUUUAUACCAACCUGACUAGGUUUGACGGGACUUGGGGUAGGCCACAGCGAGAUGGCCCGGCUUUGAGGGCCAUUGCAUUCAUGGAACUCGCCCCGGUCUUGUUCAACUUAAAAGAGACAGCGCUGUACAAGCAAAUCUACUGGCCACUGGUACUCAACGACCUCAGAUAUGUGGGCCAAUAUUGGAACCAGACCGGAUAUGACCUCUGGGAAGAAGUCCACGGCUCGUCUUUCUUUACUCUUGCCAAUCAGCACCGCGCCCUUGUCCAAGGAGCUCUCCUGGCAAAGCAGCUCAACACAACCUGCCAACCCUGUGCACAGGCUCCUCAAAUCCUCUGCUUCUUGCAAAACAACUUCUGGAAUGCCACCGGAGGAUACCUGACAGCCGAUGUGAAUGUCAACAACGUGGUCCGGAGCGGUAUCAAUUCGGACCCCAUUUUGGCAAGCAUUUCGGUGUUUGAUGCGAACACGACAUGCAAUGCCAGCGGCAAGCAAUCCCUCCCACCCGAGAUCCCCUUUCCUUCUUCUGACAUUCUGGUCGACAGCUUCCGUAGCAUCUACCCGAUCAACAACAACGCACAGCCUCCCAACGCUGUCCUCAUCGGCAGAUACCCGGAAGACACCUAUUAUGGCGGGAACCCCUGGCCACUCUGCACACUGGCCGCUGCAGAAUUGCUUUAUGAUGCCGUCCAUCAGAUCAGAACCGCCGGCCAACUGACGGUCGACAACUACAGUCUUCCCUUCUUCAGAGAUCUCUCCCCCAUCGUCAGUGUUGGAAAGUAUACGGGAGACGUGCUGAACCAAAUCUUGAUCAACAUGACGACCUACGCUGACGGCUUUGUUUCGGCCGUCCAGCCACACCUCCCUGCCAACGGCAGCAUCUCAGAACAAUUCGACCGUAGCACCGGUUACUCCACCUCGGCAUCCAAGUUAACCUGGUCAUUCGCGUCCUUCGUCACCAUGUCCCGUCGCCGGGCGGGCCAGUUCCCCCUGAGCUGGGGUGCCUCGACCGCGUUAGCGAACACGAACCUGACAAGCGGCCAAUGUCGCGGAACGAGCUUCAACGCUACGGGGAACUAUACUCCAGCCCUCGCAGCGGGGGCUCCGAAUAUCACCAAGGACUGCGAAUCGGAGGUGGUCUUCAGCGUCAACGCCACGACGGCAUUCGGACAGAACAUCUUCAUGCUGGGCAACGUCACGAAACUGGGCGGCGCGCUGAAUAAUCCUGAUGCCAUCAUCCUGCCCUUAAACCCGGGCAACUACACGUCCACCACGCCGGAAUGGUACGUCGACCUGUGGCUCAAGGCCGGCCAGACGGUCGCGUACCAGUACGUUAUGCAGAAGGGCUCGGAAUGGGUGUUUGAAGAGCACGCCGUGCGGACAUUGCGCGUUGGCGGGUGUGGGAGCGGCGUUGUCGCCCGGGCGAGCGACGCAGCUACUUUUCCUUCUUCUUAG
Molecule: messenger RNA, 1860 nt
Organism: Fonsecaea erecta
Lineage: Eukaryota; Fungi; Ascomycota; Eurotiomycetes; Chaetothyriales; Herpotrichiellaceae
Exons: 4
Coding region: 1-1860 (619 amino acids)
Biological process (GO): polysaccharide catabolic process
Cellular component (GO): fungal-type vacuole
Molecular function (GO): starch binding; glucan 1,4-alpha-glucosidase activity
Source: RefSeq, a predicted model, not a curated record